AAAAGUCCAGCCAGUAUCGCCAGGGAGGCUCGCACUCCAGGAAACACCUCGGUGAAGCCACAACUCUCUGUGCUGAAGCAGGGGUGUCCCAGUCAAUCACCAGCCAUAUGAAGUACAGAGUGGGAAGCGGCCACAAUGAGGUGAGUUGGAGGAGGCCGCCUGUCACAUACGUCCCCCUCUCCCGAGUCUUCUUCUAUACCAUGAGCUCUGGCUCUGCCCAGGAUGUGGCAGUCGAGCAUUUCCUGCGUGACAUAGAGAGGCGAAGCAAGCGGCUACACUGCGCUGUGAUAGGCUGCGAGGAGGAGCGACCCUGCAGCGACAUGAACCUGCUGUAUCGUAAGAGCCGUUUGGACUGGAGGCAGAGGGACCAAGAGGGAAGUAAAAAGAGCUCCAACCAAAACGACCCCUCAGCCACCGUUGGCAAAGUCAGAGACCUGGCUUCUUUCCGGCGACACUUCCGGAUGGGUUUCAUGACCAUGCCGGCCUCCCAGGACCUGUCCCCUCACUCUUGUGCCUCCGCCAUGGCGCCUCGCUCGCAGUCCUGCCAUGCUGUAGGUGCCGGGGAUACAAGUCUUGAGAACGGAGAUUACUCUGACACCCAAUCCCAACAUGGCGGCCGCUGCCCCCCGGCCAAACCCAAACGUCACCCCAGCACCCGUCUGAGCUCCUCAUCCACUGACGGCAGAGGACCUAUUGAUACGCCGCCCCCUUCCUCAUCCUCUCACUCACAGUCCAAACACUCAGAGAAGAAAAAUGCCAUGAAGAAGUCUGACUCUGGAGAGAUCGGAGGAAAGAAGGUGCCUCCUUUAAAGCCCAAGAGAAGUCCGAGCACCCAGCUUUCCUUUGACCCUCUUCCUCCACGUGUGCCUGCCUCUGCCACAUCCAUGCCUUUCCAGGCGGCAGACUCUCAGAUCCAGACAGGAGACGGGGAGGAUGAGCCGGUCUAUAUAGAGAUGGUAGGCCAAGUGUUUACCAGAGACAGCCAGACGGCCACACCCCACCCUGUCACCCCUGUGGCCACCACGCCUGACUCUGACUCAGACCAGAGCGAGGCCAUCUAUGAGGAGAUGAAAUAUCCGCUGCAAGAGGACAGAGAGUCCCAGAGACACCUCCCUUCAAAACACGAGAAACUGAAAAGCUCUAAACACUUCCAUGUCACCCCUUCCUCCUCCAGCAGCUCCUCCUCUCUGCCACGCCCCUCCUCUUCCUCGCCCUCCUACUCCAAACCCAAAGCUACGGUGUCGAUCUCCCACUCGUCUCCUCUGCCUUCUUCUGCAUCCUCCACCCCUGUCCCCCAGGUCCUCUCCGCCAGUCCACACACUCCGCGAGCUCCCACUCCCUACCUGCUGCAAGGGAGUAAAUCAGAACCCGAGUCCAACACGAAGAUCCCAGCACCUUUCCCCAAUCUUCUACAACACCGGCCCCCGCUGCUCGCCUUCCCUCAGCCAGCAGCCGCCUCCAGCGGGGUCGGGGUGCAAAACAAGUCUGCUUCGGCAAAAACGCAAACAUCCAGCGUGACAACUCAAGCCAGCACCUCCUCCGCGACCUCUAAUGCUCCCUCAUCAGGCUCCAAGGAUUCAUCGGGAGGAAGUGCAUCCCAGCAGGACAAACACAGCAGAGAGUCUCAGUUAGGCCCCGCACCUGGACUGAGAGCAAGGAGCCACUCCACACCCCUGCCUCCUUCCUCCAAAUCCACCUCCCCAUUCUCCCAUCACCACCACCACCCUCACCAUCGCCCCUCGCACUACCAUCACUAUCGCAAGCCAGACAGAGGAGACUCCCCCGCUCCCAUCAAGGGUAGUUCUCAGACUUCGAGCCAGGCCACGGUUCAGACCCAAACCUCGAGUACAGGCAAGGAAGGCAAGUCCGUUAGCUUCCUUUUGAAGUCCGAUAAAGGAGAGAGGGAUAAGGAUAGGGACAGGGACAGGGACAGGGACAGGGACAAGGAUAGGGACAGGGACCGAGACAAAGAUAGGGACAGGGACAGAGAUAGAGAAAGAGAUAGAGACAGGGGUAGAGACAAGGAGAAAGACAAGGACAGAGAUAGAGAAAGGGACAGAGAUAGGGAUAAAGACAGGGACCGAGACAGAGAAAGGGAUAGGGACAGGGAAAGAGACAGGGAUAGGGACAGGGAUGGAGGGCCGUACUCCUUACAGAUGGAUCACACUCCCUCCACGUCUCAAAGCAGCACCAGCUCAACCCCUACGCCAUUAUCCUCAUCCCAGCGUCCACAUUCUCGCCCCCAUCUUCGCUCUCACACACCUCACGGCCUGCCAGCGUACAAGCCUCCCUCCUCAGACAGUCCCCUGCUGUGGACCUACCCCUCUGGUGGCUUCCGGAGGCCGCCGGCUUACGAGAGCCUGAGAGGAAGCUCUCAGACACCAUCUCUACAACAGCCUUCGAGUCUUACUGGUAUAGGUGAGGGGGCGUUCAAGAGCAACGGAGGGUCGUCAUCCCUCCAUUCAAAAGCUGGCUUCAUGCCAUGGGACAGCAGUGGCAGCUUAGCUGCAGAUGAGGGAUCUUACUGGCCUAUGCAGAGGAAAUUGUCCUUCAGCCAUGGGAGCAGAGAGACAGAGAAGGAUGAGGGGCGUUCGUGGAAUGGCAGUGCUGAUGCCCUAUUAAGAAUGGAUAAGGACGACCUCUGCAUGGGGUCCCGAGGAGGCCACUCAGGCAUCCCAGUCCACUUCAGUGGUGCCACCAGCAGGGCGCUUGGUCACACUGAGUCGCUGGCUGGUGUGGAUAGCAGCCCGGGUUUCAGAGCGCUGCCCAGGGUUGGUCUGCCUCUUCCCUGCCAGACUUUCCCUGCCUGUCGCAAUGGCGAAGUGGGGCGGCUGGGCCGCUCCUCCUCUGCUGCUGGAGUGAGACAGGUGGGUGGAGGAGAUGUCCAGAGACAGAGCAGCCUACCAGCACGAGAAGCCCUGAAUCAGCUGCAUGGUCUGGCCCAGCCUCAAGUGCCCUGCAGUCCCAGCAGCCCCAGUGUGUCUCGGCAGCAGCAGCAGCUUCAGCUCCACCAGCAGCAGCUGCAGUUAAAGCAGCAGCUCCAGCAGCUUCAGCAACAGCACCAUCUGCAGUUGCAGUUCCAGCAGCUCGCCCAGCUGGCACAGGGACAGCCUCCUGUCAGUGGGGGCACCACCCCGUCCGCAACGCAGAGCCAGAGAGACGGCAAGCUGCUGGAAGUCAUCGAGCGUAAACGCUGCCUGUGCAAAGAGAUCAAGGCCCACAGGCGCCCUGACAAAAGCCUGUGCAAGCAGGACAGCAUGCCCAUCCUCCCUAGCUGGAGACGGACACCUGAGCCCCGUAAGACUGGCACACCACCCUGCCAGAGGCCGCAGGCCGUCGUGUGGGACACGGCAAUCUGAGGUGGGAGGACAGGCCAGUGAGUACAGCACUGAGGAGACUAAACACACAGAUGAGUUGAAGAUGGUUGAGGAGGAGAGUCAGAUGGGUUUAGUAACUGGAACACAUAAUAACCAGAGAGGAACAAGAGAGAGUUUUGUGUGAUAAACUGAUCUGAGAACAGUGAUGAAGGUUAUUGGAGACUUUGAACCCAUUUGGGAAAACAACAUAAAAAAAAAAAAGAGGUGAAGAAAGGAAUUAUUACAAUCAGACUAAAUUAAUCUCUUACCCGGGUGAUUUGUACUUGCUCUGUACUAUGUCCUUGAUAUGUUCUAAUUGCCAAUGAUUUUUUGCCACUAAACGCCAGUAUUAUUGCCACAAAGCGAAGACCCCAACUUAAUAACGUUUGGGAUGUUUUCUUAGAUUGGUGUUGCCAAAUUUCCUCCUGACUACUUGAGACAUAAAGGAAUCAUAUAUUUUCUCCAACGCGCAUAGAAACUACUCUGUGGAUGAGGAAAGGCGAGACUCAUUGAUAAGUUAUUGAAGUGUUUCUUGAAAAUCGUGAAUGCAUAUGUUGGUAUCAAUAGAUUGUCAUUGUGGAUGCAAAUAAUCAUCACCGAGGAGUAAAAGCUACCUACUGUAUCUGUUUGCAUAUUUGUAAUGUAAAUCUAUUUACUUUCUCAACGUUUCUGCAAUUUUAUAGCAAUAUGCUUCCGACGGUGGAGCAACAUAAUGAAAAACUUGUGUCAACUAGCCUAAAAUACAUAUCUAAGACUUGAA
Plectropomus leopardus (leopard coralgrouper) is the source of this 4116-nucleotide messenger RNA. It is a transcript of the gene nyap1, whose product is annotated as neuronal tyrosine phosphorylated phosphoinositide-3-kinase adaptor 1. NCBI's taxonomy places the organism in Eukaryota, Metazoa, Chordata, Actinopteri, Perciformes, Serranidae. The record is from RefSeq and is a predicted model, not a curated record. Gene Ontology annotation, biological process: phosphatidylinositol 3-kinase/protein kinase B signal transduction; neuron projection morphogenesis.